This is a messenger RNA of Closterium sp. NIES-65, 3963 nucleotides long. NCBI's taxonomy places the organism in Eukaryota, Viridiplantae, Streptophyta, Zygnematophyceae, Desmidiales, Closteriaceae. The record is from the annotation of a GenBank genome assembly.
AUGGACUUCGAUUCGUCCCUGUUACAGACCAUCUCACCUUCCCUCGGGCCCCCCCCCCUCUCUCUGCAGGUAGUGAAGUGUCUAGAAGCCGUGUGUCAGAGCCCCCAGCCGAUCCUUCCUCUUGUGGAGGUUCGCACGCAGUGCUGGUUGGCCCACGUGUUGACCCCCGCACCUCCUCUCCAACCCGGCCACUCCCCUACCCUUCUUGCAGUUGGUGAAGUGCUUGGAAGCCGUGUGUCAGAGUACCCAGCCGUUCCUUCCUCUCGUGGAGGUUCGCACCCGCUGCUGGCUGGCUCAUGUGCUACUGAAACACUCCCGCAAUGUGCUGCACGCGAAGGCGCAUCUCGAGAGAGCGCAAGUGCUUCUGAAGGCCAUUCCUGGGAAUAUCCUCCUCAAGUGCACGGCCCUCUCUCUGCUCGCCACGUGUUACCACCUGAUUGGCCACGCCCACUUUCACAAGCACGUUCGGGAGGAGGUUUGGGCGGAGGUUCGGGCGGAGGUUCGGCGGCGGAGCUGGCUCGGUGGAUGGGGGUGUUCUCGGUGGGGAUGGCGGGGCGGUUGCUGGGGGAGGGAGAUGUGGAGGGGGCUGCUGGGGCAUUGGCGAAGGGGAUGGCUGCUGUACAGACGACAGGGGAUAGGGGCAUGAUGCUCCUGCUAUCCGCUUCCCUGCUGCACAUUCGCAUCUCGACCGUCCAUCACACGCCACAGCAGAUCUCAACCCUUCUUUCAGAAUGCACCUCGUUGUGGCAGCAGAUCCCGCCACGUCAGCAGCCAGACUACCGUGGCCUGUUCGUCUACGUCCAAUUACUGGCUGCCACGUGGCACCUCCGCAUGGCUGACUACAACCAGGCCAAGGCUGACGUGGCAGCAGCAGAGGAGGCACUGGCGGGGAUGAGUCCCCCUGCAGCGAAUCGUGAGGCGCCAGCUGGCAGCUCGCCAGUUGCUGCGUCAGCGCCACGUCAGCUGCAGCAGGGGGGGAAUGUGCAUGCACAGAGGCUGGGGCAGGAUACAGGAGCAGUAAGAGCAGUGGGUGCAGCAGGAGCAGCAGGGGCAGCAGGAGGGGUGAUGGGCAACGGAGCAGGGGCAAUGGUCGCAGGGGAAGGAGGAGAAGCGUCAGGCGCAUGUUUCAGGGAUGAUCCGUUGAUGCGGUUACCACUGGGCCCGCCCCACGUGCUCAAUGCUGAUUGGCUGCCGCUGCCAGCUGUCAGGGCGGUGGCAGGCCUGCUAAAGGUCAUGCUGAGCCGCCCGGGAGGAAAGCUCCUGGAAGCUGAGGGGGCGUUGAAGGAAGAGAGGGAGAUGCUGCGAGUAUCGCGUCCUUCCCAUCUUCGUCUUCCUGUUUCCUCCUCCUGCUGCAAGUUUCCAGUCCUCUCAUUCCUCUCUUUUGUCCCAAAACUCUUUCUCCCCUGCACCUGCUCGCAUGCUCGUUCCCACCCCCCUGUCAUUCUCACCAUUCUCGAAAUCUUCACCCUUUCAGAUGAGCUUCACCGCAUCGGGGUCCUCCCAGGCUCUACAGAGUCUACUCUGGAGCCGUGGAGUGUGGCGUGGGCCGGCACACUCCUCUUGCUCCUCUACGCAGUAGUCCACUCUGGAGCCUUGGAGUGUGGUGUGGGCAGGCACGCUCUUGCUCUUGCUUCUCUACGUCUUGGAAGCCCAAGCAGUGCUGGCGCUGACAUCUACAGAAUACCCCCUCUCGCAACGGCCCAGGCGGUGCUGGUGGCGCUGACAUCUACAGAGUAUCCUCUCUCUCAAUGGGUAAGCUGCGCAUGCAGGCAUAUGUGUGUGGGAGGGGGUAGAGUGAUGGUGGAGUGUGGCGUGGGCCGGCAUGCUCCUCCUCUUGCUGCUCUACGUCUUGGAGGCCCAAGCGACUACAUCCUCCUCCCUCCCCCCACCAUCUCCACCAUCGCCCCAUCUGCUGCCUUCCUCUCUACCUCGCCAGCCACUGCCAAAACCGCUCACAACCACUCAUUCUAUCUGUCUCCCACGCACCCACACGCUUCCAGGGUGCAUCCUCCUCCCCCCACCAUAUCCACCAUCGCCCCAUCCGCUGCCUGGCCCUCUGCCUGUUCACCUCACAACCAUUCCUUUUCGCCUCUUCCCAUUCUGUAUCUCUCCCAUCCACACAACCCCUCAGGCAGCGUCCUCCUCCCGCACCACCUCCACCACCGCCCCAUCCACUGCCUGGCUCUCUGCCUGCAACCACUUCCUUUCCCCUUACCCUCCCGUUUAUUGCCCCACCCUACUCCCUUCCCCCCAUGCACUCCCUUCCAGGCCGGGUCCUCCUCCUUCCACCAUCUCCACCAUCGGCCCAUCCGCUGCCUUGCUCUCUGCCUCUCUGCCAUCGUGCAUCUCACCAUCGACGACCCCUCACACGGGCACAUAUCCCAGGCGAGUCUUCUGAGACUGCAGUGGACAUGCCAUCGGCUCUGGAGCAAGAAGAAGCACAGGGCGCCCAAACGCGGCAGCCGCAGCAGCAAGAAGCACACCACGCCUUUAGAGUCCACCCUUCUUUCUUUAGCCAUUAUCGGUGCUGCCUCCUACUAUUCUUGUCCCUCCGCGUUUCUUCAGGCAGUGGACAUUCUAUCAGCUCUGGAGCAGGAAGAAGCACAGCACGCCCAAACGCGACAGCAGCAGCAGCAACAAGCGGGAGCAUUGCCUUCACCAUCAGCAGCAUCACCGUCAGCAGCAGGGGUUGCAACAGGGGAGGAAAGGAAGAGGGAGCAGUGCGCGCAGCUGCUCGCAACAGCUCUGCUGGCGCUUAGACAGGGAAACCUGGUGGAUGCUAGGAGCCGACUCGCCCAAGGGCUGUUGGUGACUCACCGCCAGCUCAGCAACCACCAGAUCGCCGCCCAUUUCCUGCUGGCCAUAGGCGGCAUUGCACUGCGCACCAGCGACCUUGUUGGAGCAAAGGACAUUCUGAGAUCUGGGUUGACUCUAUUCCGGGCGGCAAGAGAUACCCAGGGCGUGGUGGCUGUUGCAGCAGAGUUGUCACUCUUGUACAGGUCAACAGACGAGGCGAUGGCAGAGAGUCAGAACGCGGCGUAUCUGAAUCGCAAGCGAGGGGAGCUGAGCCAGCAGGUCACAGCAGUGGUUGGUGCACCAGGGCAUGCCAUACUGCUACAGGUAAAGAUCAUGUUCUAUGCUAUCUUCUGUCCCUUUGCGCCCUCGUUUUUCCGUCCCGUCGCCCACGCGAUCUCCUCUCGCCUCCCUUACCCACGCGAUUGUCGCCGCACUUCCGUGGCUCGUCCCGCUGCCUUCUCAUCGCCCAUCCCAUCGUCCAUCCCGUCGCCCAUACCAUCGCCCAUCUCGUCGCCCAUCCCGUCGCCCAUCCCGUCGUCGAUCCCGUCGCCCUUCCCGUCGCCCAUCCCGUCGCCCCUCCCUCCGCCCUUCCUAUCUCCCCUCGCCUAUCCUCUCCCCCGUCGCCCUUUCUCUCCCUUGUCGCCCUUUCUCUCCCCCGUCGCCCUUUCUCUCUCCCGUCGCCCUUUCUCUGUCACGUCGCCCUUUCUCUCUCCCGUCGCCCUUGCUCUCUCCCGUCGCCCUUUCUCUGUCACGUCGCCCUUUCUCUUUCCCGUUGCCCUCCCUCCCGUCGCCCUUAAGCUCUCCCGUCGCCGAUCCUCUCUCCCGUCGCCCUUCCUUUCUCCCGUCGCCUAUCCUCUCUCCCGUCGCCCUUUAUCUCUCCCGUCGCCUAUCCUCUCUCCCUCGAAACAGUCAUCGCCCUUCCUCUCUCCCCUCCCGUCACCCACCUCGGCGCCCUGGCGCUCGCCCCGAAAUGCCUGCCCGUCGCCCUUCGUUUCUCCCCUCCCAUCACCCAUCUUGGCACCUUCGCGCUCGCCCCGAAAUGCCUGCAAGUCACCCUUCCUUUCUCCCCUCCCAUCUCCCCACACCCUACCAUUCCACAAUUUUCGCUCAAUCAGCUCUCUACGUGCGUUGUCGUUUCCUUCUCGUUCUUCGUUUUUUUAUUCCUAA